Messenger RNA from Acanthisitta chloris (rifleman), 1276 nucleotides. It is a transcript of the gene SAMSN1, whose product is annotated as SAM domain, SH3 domain and nuclear localization signals 1. The coding region runs from base 1 to 1116 and encodes 371 amino acids. Lineage: Eukaryota; Metazoa; Chordata; Aves; Passeriformes; Acanthisittidae. Gene Ontology annotation, molecular function: protein binding. The record is from RefSeq and is a predicted model, not a curated record. The transcript has 8 exons.
AUGUUGAAGAGAAAACCAUCUAAUGCAUCUGAUAAGGAGAAAAGUCAAAAGCCAAAGCGCACAAGCAGCUUUGGAAACUUUGACCGUUUCAGGCACCACUUGAUAUCAAAGACAGAUGAUUCAACUGAGAUAUCUGAGCUGGAGACUGUAAGUGACAUUGGAGAAGCAGUACAAACCAAAGCAGCAAAUAAUGGAGGAAGUUUGAGUAAGAGGAUGAGAGCCAUUUCACUUACCAUGAAGAAAAAGAUGGGUAAAAAGUACAUCAAGGCACUCUCUGAGGAGAUGAAUGAAGAAGGAAAAGAUGACAGUGAUUCUGGUGGUGGCAUACACACUGAGAAGGCCUCCCUAAAACCCAGUGACUCUUUGGAAAGCCUCUAUAGUCUGAACAGUGGCCAGAGCUCAUCUAGUGGGGUGACCAGCUGCUCAGAUGGAACAAGCAACAGGGACAGCCUCCGGUUUGAUGACGAGGUCCCUUACAGUGGGCCCUUCUGUGGCCGAGCCAAAGUUCACACUGACUUCACACCAAGUCCUUAUGACACUGACUCUCUGAAAAUCAAGAAAGGAGACAUUAUAGAUAUCAUCUGUAAAACCCCCAUGGGCAUAUGGACAGGCAUGUUGAACAACAAAGUAGGAAACUUCAAGUUCAUUUACGUGGAUAUUAUCUUGGAAGAAGAAGCUGCACCCAGAAAGAUAAACCCACACAGAGGAAGAAAAAGGACCAAGCCUAAAACAUUGCAAGAGCUCCUGGAAUGUGUCCACCUGCAGGAAUAUGCCUCAACCCUCUUGUUAAAUGGCUAUGAAUCUCUAGAGGACUUAAAGGAUCUACAGGAAAGCCACCUGAUUGAAUUAAACAUUUUGAACCCAGAAGACAGGGCAAGAUUGCUAUCAGCAAUUGAAAAUCUACAGGACUGUGACACUGAACAACAGCAGAAAAGUGAGGAUGGUCAGGAGACACAGAGCAUAAGCCCUCAUCAUGGCUUUGACAAAUCACAGUUAAAUGACUGUCCAAGAGAUUCUGGCUGUUACAUCUCAUCAGAAAAUUCAGAUAAUGGUAAAGAAGAAGCAGACCCGGAAGCCCUGUCUGACAUGGUGCAGUCGAUAGCAAUCACUGAGUGAAACUGAUUCAGUCUUGCUGCUUUUCUGCAGAUUUUCAGAAAAGACAUCCAGAAUUGUCAGUGUGAUGGCACAGAAGCAGAACACAAAAUUUUAUCAACACUGAAAAUCUACUUUUGUCUGAUGCAUGAUGCUCUAGACUGUUUACUAUGUGGACAUUUGA